Tripterygium wilfordii is the source of this 2571-nucleotide messenger RNA. RefSeq names its product probable serine/threonine-protein kinase abkC. Bases 238 to 2142 code for a protein of 634 amino acids. Lineage: Eukaryota; Viridiplantae; Streptophyta; Magnoliopsida; Celastrales; Celastraceae. The record is from RefSeq and is a predicted model, not a curated record. The transcript has 5 exons.
UCCGCGCCUCUCUCCUCCCAACUUUCUUACAGCCGCUAGGUCUAUUUGUGUAGGAGAAGGAGAGGUGAAAACCCCGCGUCCAAGGAAACACCAAAUUUUGGAAAUCGACGAUUGAUAUUGAGUAGCAAAGCAAAACGAUCACCCCGAUUGCGAAAGGGAGAACGUCCAUGAGAAAAUGCUUGCAACAGCUACCAUUCACCAUCCACGGUCCAUAGCCUCAGCCACUCGCGCCAGAUCAUGGGCAACAUGUCGAGGUCUUUGACAUUUGGAAACGUCAGAAAAGUUGCACAAUUCUUUGGCAAGACCCAAAGGAACAGCCAGUUAUAUCUGAGGAAGUAUGAGAUAACUGCUAUCAUUGGGCUUCGUCUGCCCCAAUACAGAUUAUAUUCACAUUAUGGAUUUCCUUGUAGAAGACAUUGUCCCUUUUCAUUUUACAAUUCUGAGGAGCGUGUGUUGAGAAGUGGCUUCUCCAGGAGUUACUCUCUCGUCUCAGCGAGUAGCGUAGUGACACAUCAUGCCCAACUUGCUUGGAGAAGGCUCUUCCGAAAAUAUACUUUCAGUGGUCGUACUUUACCAUGCAUAAGUAGAAUUGCUCAAGCAGUCAGUUUGGCCUUGACCCGCUCGCACCUUGUCAUUCCUGGUAUUUUUGGCUUAACAUGUGGACAAGUAGCAUGGGCACAGAGAACAUUAGGAGACACAGAUCACUACACAUUACAGAAUUCUUUGUACGUGCGUGCACAAGAUGGGCAUGCAUACAUGACAUCACUGGUAUUUUCAGUGGUAGAAGUAGUUGUCUUGCUAGUAAGAGCUCUCUAUUUAUCAAUUUUGUUCUCACCCAGUAUCAUGAUGGCACCAUUUGUUAGUCUUGGUGGACCUGAGUUUAGGAAGAUGUGGCUUCGGGUUGUUCACCGUUCGUUGGAGAAAGCAGGUCCUGCAUUUAUUAAAUGGGGUCAGUGGGCAGCUACGCGGCCAGAUCUCUUCCCAAGAGAUUUAUGCACUAAACUUUCAGAGCUACAUAGCAAGGCUCCUGAACAUAGCUUUGCUUACACGAAGAAGACUAUUGAAAGAGCUUUUGGUCGCAAGAUUUUGGAAAUUUUUGAACACUUUGAAGAGGCACCUGUAGCAUCUGGAAGCAUUGCUCAAGUGCAUCGGGCUUCCUUGAGAUUUAGAUACCCUGGUAAACAACAAGUCAAGCCUACGUUAGUCGCUGUAAAGGUCAGACAUCCUGGGGUUGGUGAGUCAAUUAGGAGAGAUUUUGUGAUAAUCAAUGCCGUAGCAAAGAUUUCAACAUUCAUUCCAACUCUAAAGUGGUUGAGAUUGGAUGAGAGUGUACAACAGUUUGCAGUUUUUAUGAUGUCUCAAGUUGACCUUGCCAGGGAAGCUGCAAAUUUGAGCCGCUUUACAUAUAAUUUUCGCAAAUGGAAGGAUGUCUCUUUUCCUAAGCCUGUUUAUCCACUUGUGCAUCCUUCUGUCUUGGUGGAAACUUAUGAGCAAGGGGAGAGUGUGUCACACUAUGUGGAUGAGCUUCAAGGACAUGAACGGAUAAAAACUGCUCUUGCUCAUAUCGGGACACAUGCACUUCUUAAGAUGCUUCUGGUGGACAACUUUAUUCAUGCAGACAUGCAUCCUGGAAAUAUCCUAGUCCGCGAGUCUCGGAGCAAGUCUUCUCGGAAACGGAUUUUCAAAUCAAAGCCUCAUGUCGUUUUUAUUGAUGUAGGCAUGACUGCUGAACUUUCUAAGAGUGAUAGAGUAAAUUUGGUGGAAUUUUUUAAGGCUGUUGCAACUCGAGAUGGCCGCACUGCUGCUGAAUGCGCUCUCAGAUUAUCAAAGCAACAAAGAUGCCCAAACCCAAAAGCUUUUAUUGAGGAAAUGGAAGAGGCAUUUACUUUCUGGGGUACACCAGAGGGUGAUUUAAUCCACCCUGCUGAGUGCAUGCAGGAAUUACUUGAGAAAGUAAGGCGUCAUGAGGUCAAUGUUGACGGCAAUGUAUGCACUGUGCUGGUUACAACUUUGGUUCUUGAGGGUUGGCAACGGAAGCUUGAUCCUGGAUAUAAUGUCAUGCAUACGUUACAGACUUUGUUGCUUCGAGCUGACUGGGCAAAAUCUCUUUCUUACACCAUUGACGGUUUGAUGGCCCCAUGAGAAGGUUCUUGGCUGUUGCUGUUUUAUGACAUUUUGGUAAUAUUUGAUCCCCGAGAUAAUAGCUUAAAAUAAAGAGUAUGCCUUCGUCCACUGAAAUUUUGACCUCUUUUUUUGUUUUCUUUUUGAAAUGUGGAAUUUCAUUACAUGUAUGUAUUCUGUUUAGUUUUUGGCAAAAUUGCUGUGGAUCUUCUUAGCCUUUAAGCAGGAAGACAAAGAAAUAGUGAAAGAAAGAGAGGGUAUCUACAGAAAGAAAUAAGCAUUGACAUUUAUUUCCCCCAAUUUACAUACUUUUGUAAAUAUGUAUUUUGUUUUCUUGCAAAAAAUUUGUGUUUCUGGUAAAUUUCAGAAUGCUGUACGUUUUGUUACUUCUUUGUAAUGGGGAGUGUUGAGUUGACACGAUGGAGAACUGACUGAGCUUUGGCAUUGUUA